This is a messenger RNA of Terrapene triunguis (Three-toed box turtle), 5156 nucleotides long. RefSeq names its product cerebellar degeneration related protein 2 (gene CDR2). Lineage: Eukaryota; Metazoa; Chordata; Testudines; Emydidae. The transcript is spliced from 5 exons. The record is from RefSeq and is a predicted model, not a curated record. Bases 354 to 1730 code for a protein of 458 amino acids.
UUCUGCACGUGAUUGGUCGGUGUUCCGGUCGAUCCCUGAGUGGCGGCAUGCGAUUGGUUAUCCGCCGGACAGGUCAGAGUGCCUGUUUUGAAUAAUCGUUCCCCUGGUAGUAAGAAGGCGGUUGCAGAUGCCACGUUGCUGCCGGCUGCGGUGUCGGGCCCGGCCGGGAGAGGGAGGAACUCGGCAAAAUCCGGAAGCGCUCGGCAAAGUCCGGCCGCGGCUUUAAAGGAGCUGUGCGAUCCCCGGCUCGCCCUGCGCCGCGGUUCGGUUGGCUGUGAGCGCGAGGAGCCUGCGGGUGCCGGCGCCGCUGCCUAGUCCGCCCGUCCGUCCGUGCAGCCGCGGCGGGGGCCGCGAUGUUGGCCGACAGCCUGGUGGAGGAGUUCGAGAUCCGCGAUGAUGAGCCCUGGUACGAUCAGCAGGACCUGCAGCAAGAUCUGCAUCUUGCUGCUGAGCUUGGGAAGACAUUAUUGGAUCGUAACACAGAACUGGAGGAAUCUUUGCAGCAAAUGUAUGCAACCAAUCAAGAGCAACUACAAGAGAUAGAGUACCUUACAAAGCAAGUGGAGCUCUUACGUCAGAUGAAUGACCAGCAUGCAAAGGUUUAUGAACAGCUGGAUGUUACAGCAAGAGAACUGGAAGAUACUAAUCAAAAACUAGUUGUGGAUAGUAGAGUGUCACAACAAAAGAUAUUAAGCCUGACAGAGACUAUUGAAAGUCUGCAAACCCAUAUAGAUGACCUUCAGAGACAAGUGGAGGAACUGAAGAAAUCUGGACGAGGCCAUCUGAACCAUGAGAGAUCUGAGCAGCCACGAUCAGUGCACAGCUUCUCAUGUUUGAAGGAGCUGUAUGACCUUCGCAAGUAUUUUGUUUACGAUCAUAUUUUUGCAGAAAAAAUUACUUCAAUGGAUAGUCAGCUGAGUCCCAUAGAAGAAGAAAAUGAGAACUUAAAAAAGGCUUUGACUGUAUUACAAGCCCAACUUAAUCUUGAAAAGGAGAAAAGAGUGACGAUGGAAGAGGAAUAUCAACUUGUGGUAAAGGAGAACUGUGACCUUGAACAGAGGCUGGUUGAUAAAGACUUAUACCGGGCUCGGGCAGAAGAGCUUGAAUUAGAAGUGGCUGAAAUGCGGCAGAUGUUUCAGUCUGAAAACACAUUUGUCAACAGCAUGGAGAAUCUAGUUCCAGAAUCAUUUUUUAUUUCAUUUAAAGAGUCUUUAGAAAGGGAAAUUAGUCAAAGCCCUUCAGAGGAUGCAUCCUUGACUGUCCCCCAGCUUGAUAAAAGGGCCCUAAAAAGAAGCAGCAGUGAGACCUUCCUAAGCAGUGCUGCAGGAGGAGACCUUCUAAAGGGCCAUGAAGAAACCUGUAUUAGAAGAGCUGAAGCUGUGAAGCAGCGAGGCAUCUCCUUGCUUAAUGAAGUGGACGCUCAGUAUAAUGCUCUGAAGGUUAAGUACGAGGAACUUCUGAAGAAGUGUCAAAUGGAUGAAGAUUCUUUGAAACAUAAGGCUGUACAAACCUCAAAACCGUAUUCCAAAGACACUAGUGUGGGGAACAUCCAGUCUGACCGUUCAGCUACUGAUCAAGAGUAUGGAAAUGUUGAACUAACGGGCUCACCCACAAAUGCUAUACCUGAAUAUAAAGCUCUCUUUAAGGAAAUUUUUAGUUGUAUCAGAAAAACAAAGCAAGAAAUAGAUGAACAUAGAACAAAAUAUAAGCGUUUCUCUUCUCAGCCCUAACACUUGUUUGUAUUAACUAUGCUGAUGACCUGUUUUCCCACUGAAAAGUUCUGUAUUAGUCCAGAAGGGAAACAUUAAGGGUCCCUCUGGUGUUUGUAUGUAUCUUGCUGUCACAUGUGUACUCCCUUCAACUUGAAUGUAUGUUCACUUUACUUGUAAAUAUGUAUGAUAUGGUCAACCCAUUAGUCAGUUGUAUUCUCUGUGCACGCAAUGACCCCUACCACACAGUAAAAGUUAAUUGUUCAGUGGUAGUUGUUGGCAGUCUUAAAAGUAGAAAUUUGGCUUCAUUUUUGCAUACUACGUUUGUCCUCUCCACAGCAGCAAUUGACAAUCUAGCUCACUACGCCCAGUAUGCUACAGAAGCUGUAGACCUAAGGAGCAAUGAUUGUAUUAUACUUUUUCCACUGUGGGAAAUUUGGAGUAAAUUUUUUCCUUACUUCACAAACCAAAAAGGUUUUGUUCAGUCUUAGCCUUGUGGCUAUUUUUGUGUACUAAAAUCCACCUGUGGGGAAACCUCUGCUUCAGACUGAAAUUAGUAGUCAGUCUAAAUGUAUGUGCCCUGGCAGAGAUGAGUGGAAACUGGCACAGCAGCCUGUAUUAGGCUUAAUUUAUGCCAGUUUUUCAUACCAAGUUUUCAUAUGCACUAAACUCUUUCCCCUUAGCAUAAAUGUCUUUAUAUUAAAAAUGGAUUAGGUGUAAAGGUAUGAAUAUUUGAGAUAGUUCAAUGUUUAGGGCACUCUGUUUUAAGGCAAGAUACUGUGAACUAUGUAUAUUGUCACUGAUCUACUGUUCCUUAGUGGUACUCCUAAAAGUGCAUUUUUGUCAUGUGAUAAGAUGGAACGUUACAAUUUGUGGUAGCUUUGUCGUGGAGGAAUGGCUUUCUUUAGUCUAUAAAGCCUCCUACUCCAAGUGUUUUAAAGGAGACUGGACAAGUAAGUUUAUCAGAUGGUGGUGUUUAUCACUUUACACCAUUUUAGCUCAAGUAUGUGUAGACCUAUUUAGUAUCAGCAGUAAAAACAAAAACCACCCCAAAACACCUCUUUAAGAACCAGAUUACAACAUGUAAGAGAUGAGGCCAAGAUGUAAUUAAACACUCCUUGCUCCUUCCUCCUCUUUCCAUCCCUCCUUCCCAAUAAAAUAAAGAUUGCAGGACCAACUUCAGCUAAUGAAAAUGAAGAAUAUGGAUGACCACUGCAUCAAAUGGGAGGAGGAAAGGCAGGAGAAUGGUAAAGGCUGAGAAACCAAGAAGGAAUGGAAGCCAGAUAACCAGCACUAAAAGGUGAUCUGAUAAUUUUACAAGAGUAGUAAUGUGCUUAACUCUUUAAAGUGUCGAGUGUUCAAGUCAAUGUUUGCUAUGGAUAAACAUCUGGCUACUUGAGUUGCCUAGAUAAAUCAAACUGUUGGCACAUGAUGUUAAAAGAAACUUUACAGCUGUCGUUAAGUUGCUGCUGCUAUUAUAAAUUCUUGUCUGCUUCAUGUACAGUGUAAGUUAGUCUCCAGUUAUUUUAUACUUGUCCUUCAGUAAGACAGUAUUCAGUUUUACAGGUUAGACACUUACACUGUAAGCAGUUGUGUACUGAAAUAAACCCCUAUUUAAAAAAAGAAUUCUAAAUUAUGAAUACUUUUCCGAAAGGCAAAAAUCCCCACAGCUAAAGUUACUGGGCGUGUGCUGCUAACUUUGUCCAAAUGUGUGAAACUACAACUAAUGCAAAGAAGGAGUUCUUAAAGUAAGUGUGCAUGGCAUCUUCAUUUAUAUAUAGAUUCACCUCCUGCUCCCAGCAGGGAUUUCACAGACUUGCUGGCCUAUACCACCCUUGCUUAGAUGAAAAAACUAAUUAGGGAACUAAAUUAAAGACUUAAGUGGGGGGGGGGGGGGGUUGACUAAUCUCUCCUUUUCCUCUCCCCCAUUCCAGUUCCCUCUAGGUGAGAAAGUUGCUUCCCUGUACCUGUUCCUCUGGUACCAGCUCCCUUUAUAACUUGCAUGUUGCUUGGCUUCUCUGUACCCUUGGGGAUGGCUGUCUGUUUCUCUGCUCAUUAUGUAGCAAGGGCAUCUAGUGCAGGCAGCAAUGUUAGCACCUUGUUCUGCACUUUCAGUCUGGAGGACUCUAGAAGCAGAUGGGAACCUGCUGCCACAAGUGGUUCACCACUCAUUUGUGUUACUGUAGUGCCUGGGAAUAGGAACCCUACUCAGAGCAGGCCUCUACUGGGCUAGGUGUGUAUAAAUGGAACAAAGAAAAGCCCUAGCCCAAAGAGGUUUUAGACUAUGUCUACACUACUGUGGUAAGUCGACCUAUGCUACGCAACUCCAGCUAUAUGAAUAACGUUGCUGUCGAUUUGGUGGGUCUUCACUAGACCUGCUAAAUCGACGGCUGGUGGAGCAAUUUCAGAGCAUUGAUCCUGGCUGUAGUGUAGACAUAGCCUAAGACUGACAACAACUGGAUUGAGACAGUAUAAGGAAACAAUGGGGCACUAGUGGUCAGUAUAUGUUGUGGCAUCAGUAGCCAGCCAUUACGCUGUCUGUAGGCAUCACAGAAGGGAGGGUUUUGAAAGAGGAUAACAGUUUUGAAGACAUGUACAGGGAAGCUCCUCCCAACUGAGGGGCAACAUUGACAAAAGCACAAAGGAGCUUGUUUGAAAAUUUAACAACUGGGUGAUGGAAGCACAGGCUGAGCUAGGGAUGGGAGUAAUUUCAAUACUGAAUAAGAAGGGUUAGGCAGGUUGGGAAGGAGGAAAAAGGCCAUGAUCAGCAUUCCUGCCACUUCAGCCUCAUUUUGUACUGUACGUGCUUAGUAACUUCAGUAUCUGAUUUGUCAAUCAUGUCUAUCAAUCAACAGCUGGGUAACUACUAGGAGCAAUCAAAUGGAUCACGGUUUAAUGAGGAGCUUGGUAUACACCAGGCAUUUGCUGUCUGCAGUCCUCCCUUUUCUAAGCCAGUUAUCAGAUAUGGCUAUACCAACCUCCUUUCAUAUAUACAACAAAAUUAUCAGUGGUACAGAACUAUUGCACCACCAAAGCAUCUGCUGUCACUGGAUAAGUGGUUGGGUUUUUCUGUUUGUUUGGGGGUUUUUUGUUAAAAGGGGAAGUCACUCAACCUACCAGUUCCUCAAAAGUAUGCAUCUAACUUUCAAACACUUACCUGUUCUAUACAGCACCACAAAACAUACAGGGUGCUAACAGUACAGAUGAAGACAAGUUCACCAUGAAUCAAAUUCAAAGUUGAGACAACAGAGUGGGAAGGCAAAGAUGACUGUUUUUGGGUAACUGAUGCUUGAAAAUAUUUUGUUACAGCUUAAUUCUGAAGCGGGAAUGUGUUGGAAAAGGUACAACAUAUAUAAAUACUAAUCUAUUCAUGAAUGCUGCUACAUUUGACAAACUUUCUGGAUACAGUUACAGGAAUAGAUAGAAUUGUCAUUGCUUGUUUGAGCA